UGCGUUUUUUUUUGGCAUCUGCCUAGUCACUCCUUCAGAUCCAACUACGACUUCAUUAAAAAAAAAAUCAAAAAUCAAAAAAAAAUCAAUUUUCUUUGGUACAUUUUUCUUUUCUUUCUAUAGCAGCGCUUGACCUCUUCUACCAACGGCAAUCCGUUAUCGAUUUUGUACCCAAUUCGAUAAUUCUCAACAACAAAAAAGACCCAGAAUCAGGAUUUAAGAUCGUAUCAAAAUGGUCUCAUUCAGUUUUCUCGCUGCCGCUUUUGCAGCUUUCGCAGCAGUUUCUGAAGCUUCUUAUCGUGGACAUAUGGCCAAGCGCCAUCUCCACAUGAGGUACGCCUAUGGGAACCUCACCGAUGUCUACCCAACUGCCAUUGGAACUGGUAGCCCCGCUCUGGGUCCUGUCACUACAAGUAUCAUUCCAGAUGUUGCCGGUACUCCAGAACAGGACUACACCACUACUCUUACCCAGACAAUCACCAAGUGUCUUACUGUCACUUACACCCUGGGAAGUGGGAAAGAAGUUGUUACCACUAUUACUAAGUAUGAGACUACUGCCAAAACAAUUGCCCACGUCAAGGCUACCCUGACUGUCGCUCCGGUGGUUGAGUCGGCUCCUGUUGUCUCCCCUGUGUCUGCUUCUUCCACUCUCGCUCCUGUUGUUUCGAGCCCGGUCCCGAGUAGCGGCCAGUCCACUCGCACCAGUACCACUAUCUCCUAUGCCACUGCGCCCGCAAGUGGGACCCUUACUGUUACUGGUGCUCCCACUUGCCCUAGCGUCGAGACUGUAUACGUUCCGACGUAUAUCACUAUCUACAACACAGUGACUGCGGGCGCUCCCGUCCCAUCCACUCAUAAUUCUAUGCCGCCACCAUACCAAAACUCAACCACACGGAGCACCACCACAAGAACCAGCACCACUACCGUCAGCAUUUUCAAGACGGUGAUGCUUAGCACGUCAGCUGUCCCAACUGCGUAUUAAAGUAUUGCUUUUUCUUUUUCUUUUUGCGAUAUGUGCAUAGUCUCUUUGGUUAAAAUUUCC
Tuber melanosporum (Perigord truffle) is the source of this 1042-nucleotide messenger RNA. RefSeq lists its product as uncharacterized. The record is from RefSeq and is a predicted model, not a curated record. Bases 233 to 982 code for a protein of 249 amino acids. The transcript has 3 exons. Lineage: Eukaryota; Fungi; Ascomycota; Pezizomycetes; Pezizales; Tuberaceae.